UCAUCUUUCAACUUUUCAACCCUAAAAUUCUCUCUCUCUACCGGCCAGCGGCUCUGCUACAGUGCACGGCAUCUCCGGCGGCGGGUGGCGGCGGCGGCGGAGCGGAGCCACGACCUCUGAGGAGCGGCGGCGGCUCCUGGACGGCAGCGUCCACCAGCUCGAUCCUCUCUUCGGGCGGCGGAUCCCUGGCCCGAGAAUAUGAGCAGCUUGGUCGAACGGCUACGUACUAGAUCAGAACGAAGGCCAAUUUACAGUAUAGAUGAAUCGGAUGACGAUGAUUUUGUUCUCCGAAAACCUGGGGUGACUCAGGACAAGCUAGAAAAGAUAGUCAGGGAUGACGCGAAGGAAGAUUCAUGUCAAGCCUGUGGUGAAAGUGAAAAUCUUUUGUGCUGUGAGACGUGUAAUUAUUCUUACCAUGCCAAGUGUUUGAUUCCGCCACUCAAAGCUCCUUAUCCCAGCAAUUGGAAAUGUCCUGAAUGUGUUAGCCCCUUAAAUGAUAUUGAGAAGAUUUUAGACUGUGAAAUGCGCCCCACUGCAGCUGACGAUAGUGAUGCUUCUACACUGGGUACAAAGCAAAUUUUUGUGAAACAAUAUCUUGUGAAGUGGAAGGGAUUGUCCUUUCUGCAUUGCACCUGGAUCCCUGAGAAGGAGUUUUUUAAAGCUUUCAAGUCAACUCCACGGUUAAAGACAAAGGUGAACAACUUCCACAAGCAAAUGGCAUCAAACAAUAAUGCCGACGAUGAAUUUGUUGCCAUAAGACCAGAAUGGACUACAGUUGAUCGGAUUAUUGCAUGCAGGGGAAAUGAUGAUGGAAAGGAAUAUCUAGUGAAGUGGAAAGAGCUUUCCUAUGAUGAAUGUUACUGGGAAUUCGAGACGGAUAUAUCUGCGUUCCAGCCGGAAAUUGAAAAAUUUAAUCAAAUACAGACCAGGUCUCGCAGAUCAUCUUAUACUAAACAAAAGAGUAGCCUUCGAGACUCUUCCGAUCUGAGGAAGAAGCAGAAGGAGUUUCAUCAGUAUGAACAGAGUCCAGAAUUUCUUACAGGCGGUUCACUGCAUCCAUAUCAGCUUGAAGGUCUUAAUUUUCUACGCUUCUCUUGGUCUAAACAGACACAUGUGAUUCUUGCUGAUGAGAUGGGUCUCGGCAAAACUAUACAGAGUAUUGCUUUUUUAGCAUCUCUGUUUGUAGAAAAUUUAUAUCCAUUCUUAGUUGUAGCUCCACUUUCUACUUUGCGGAAUUGGGAACGGGAAUUUGCUACAUGGGCACCUCAAUUGAAUGUCGUCAUGUAUGUUGGCUCUUCCCAAGCUCGUGCCAUUAUACGGGACUACGAAUUUUACUUUCCUAAGAGCAAGAAGCUCAAGAAAAAAAAAUCUGGCCAGCUUGUUAGUGAGACCAAGCAAGAUAGGAUAAAAUUUGAUGUCCUCUUAACAUCGUAUGAGAUGAUUAAUCUGGACACAGCAUCAUUGAAGCCGAUUCAGUGGGAAUGCAUGAUUGUUGAUGAAGGUCAUCGUUUGAAAAAUAAGGAUUCUAAAUUGUUCCACUCAUUGAAGCAGUAUUCAAGCAGACAUCGAGUCCUAUUGACUGGAACCCCACUUCAGAAUAAUCUGGAUGAGCUUUUUAUGCUUAUGCAUUUUCUUGAUGCUGGGAAGUUUGGAAGCUUGGAAGAAUUCCAGGAAGAAUUUAAGGACAUCAAUCAGGAGGAGCAGAUUAUAAGGCUGCAUAAAAUGCUGGCUCCACACCUUCUCCGAAGAGUAAAGAAAGAUGUCAUGAAGGAGCUGCCCCCAAAGAAGGAACUUAUUUUACGUGUUGAGUUGAGUGCAAAACAGAAAGAAUACUACAAGGCCAUUCUAACCCGUAAUUAUCAGAUACUAACACGGCGAGGUGGUCCCCAGAUAUCUUUGAAUAAUGUGAUUAUGGAACUGCGGAAACUGUGUUGCCAUCCUUACAUGCUAGAGGGAGUUGAACCGGACAUAGAAGAUAGUGGCGAAGCCUACAAACAACUCCUGGAAUCUUGUGGAAAAUUGCAGCUGUUGGACAAAAUGAUGGUGAAGCUUAAAGAGCAAGGACAUAGAGUGCUUAUUUAUUCACAAUUCCAGCAUUUGUUAGACUUACUUGAAGAUUACUGCACUUACAAGAAAUGGCAAUAUGAAAGGAUAGAUGGCAAGGUAGGUGGAGCAGACAGACAAGUACGUAUUGAUCGCUUUAAUCAGAAAUCCUCCACCAGAUUUUGUUUCCUUCUCUCUACAAGAGCUGGAGGCUUGGGAAUAAACCUUGCUACUGCAGACACCGUAAUUAUAUACGACAGUGAUUGGAAUCCACAUGCUGAUCUACAAGCAAUGGCCAGGGCUCAUCGACUUGGACAAACCAACACAGUAAUGAUAUACAGAUUGAUUACCCGAGGUACCAUUGAAGAAAGGAUGAUGCAAAUGACUAAGAAAAAGAUGGUUUUGGAGCAUCUGGUGGUUGGAAGGCUAAAGGCUCAAAACAUUAACCAGGAAGAGUUAGAUGACAUAAUAAGAUAUGGCUCAAAGGAGCUAUUUGCUGAUGAAAAUGAUGAAGCUGGAAAGUCCCGCCAAAUUCACUAUGACGAUGCUGCCAUAGAUAGACUACUUGAUAGAGAACAAGUUGGAGUUGAAGAGACGACAGUGGAAGAUGAUGAAGAUGAUGGAUUUCUGAAGGCCUUCAAGGUGGCGAAUUUCGAAUAUAUUGAUGAAGUAGAGGCUGUAGCUGAAGAAGAAGCGCAGAAGGCUGCUGAAGAGAGUAAAUCUAACAUGAGCAAUUCAGAAAGAACAAAUUUCUGGGAAGAGCUGUUAAGAGAUAGAUAUGAAGUGCACAAAGUCGAGGAGUUUAAUGCCUUGGGGAAGGGGAAGAGAAGUCGAAAACAGAUGGUAUCUGUUGAGGAUGACGAUCUUGCCGGACUGGAAGAUGUGAGUUCCGAAGAUGAGGAUGAUAACUAUGAAGCUGAAUCCACUGAUGGUGAAGCUGCUCUUCCUGGAAUUCAAACUGGAAGAAGGCCUUAUAGAAAGAGAUCUAGGGUUGACAGUACGGAGCCACUUCCUCUUAUGGAAGGUGAAGGACGAUCAUUUAGGGUACUGGGAUUCAAUCAAAAUCAGCGGGCAGCCUUUGUGCAGAUUUUGAUGAGAUUUGGAGUUGGUGACUUUGACUGGAAGGAAUUUACUCCCCGUUUAAAGCAGAAGACUUAUGAGGAAAUUAAAGAAUACGGAAGACUAUUCUUGAGUCACAUCGCUGAAGAAAUUACAGAUUUGCCAACCUUUGCAGAUGGUGUACCAAAGGAAGGACUUAGAAUACAAGAUGUCCUUGUCCGAAUUGCUCAAUUGAUGCUGGUAAAGGAAAAGGUGCUGUCAGCAUCAGAAAAUGUUGGGGCACCACUUUUUCCAGAGGAAAUAUUAUUGCGCUAUUCUGGAUUGAAGCCUGGAAAAUUUUGGAACGAGGAACAUGAUUUAUUGUUACUGCGAGCUGUGCUCAAGCAUGGAUAUGGACGAUGGCAAGCUAUUGUGGAUGACAAGGACUUGAGGGUUCAAGAGGUCAUCUGUCAGGAAUUAAAUCUCCCCUUUAUAAAUGUACCUAUCCCAGGACAGGUUCCUGUUCAACCUCAAAAUGUUACUAAUAGUACUGAUGCAACUGCAAGCAACAACCAGCCCCAGGGAAAUGGCAAUGGAAAUGAUCCAGCCGUUAAUGUAUCACAGAGAGUGACUGAAACUGCCACCCAGGGACAGGUGUAUCAAGAUUCUAAUCUUCUAUAUCAUUAUAGAGAUAUGCAGAGAAGACAAGUUGAGUUUAUCAAGAAAAGGGUGCUUCUUUUGGAAAAAGGACUUAAUGCAGAGUAUCAGCAAGAUUACUUUGGAGAGUUAGGAGCAAAUGGGAAUGCUUCUGAGGCGCCUGAAUCUGAACCUCGAGCACCAGAGGCACCCCCUCCAAGCUCUGAUAAUGUUGAUAUGAAGAUAAUUGAGCAGCUGCCUCAGAUUAAAGUCAUUGCUGCAGAGGAAAUCUCCACUGUUGCUUGUGAUGAUGAUUCAGACCGAAUGGAGCUUGCGCGGGUGUAUAACAAGAUGUGCAAGGUUGUUGAGGAUAAUGUUCAUGAAUCAGUGCAGACGUUCUAUUCUGACAGCCCGGCCAGUCAUAAGUUGCGGAAGAACCUUAUUCCGCUUGAAAACGCCUUUGAAAGCAUAACUCGAAUCCUAACACCUGAGUCAGGUGACCCUCCUAAGUCAGAAGAUCCAGUGGUUGGUCCAGGUCAACAAUCAAAGGCUGAAUCGUCCAAAACCACUUCUGCAUCCUUCACUCAAGAAAAUGGCAGCGCGAGUGCUGCCAUGGCAGACACUGAAAUGCAGGAGUUAAAUGAAGAUACGUCGACGACAGAAAGCAGGUUAGCCUUAGCCCGUGAGAAUUGCACGCGGGAAGAGUAUGUGCCUCCAGAUGAUGCUGCCGCUGGUGAAGAUGCUAACUUACCUGGGAUUGAACCUUCAAGCUCGGCUGUCACUAAGGACGACGAUGUGGAAAUGAAAGAGCAGAAUGUCCCUGACGAGGCAGAAAACCCCGAACCCAAUGGAGAUGGUGGUACUUCUGAGCCUGUGAUCGUAUCGGACGACUAAAAGAUACAGCGGCGACAUUGCUGACCCAGCAGCAGGGUCACCUCUUUAAGAAUAAAGUUCUUACAGACUAUCAUUCCGAACCAUCUGAAUCUUACAUUAUUGAUGCAUGAGACUUUUAUUGCUAGACUCUUUGCUCGGGAGGUCCCGACGGAAACGAUGCGCCCGUCUCAUUUGGAUUUUCGAGGUCGUUUGUUUCUCUGCUGUCUCGGCAUCUCCUAAUCAUUUGGAGUCGGUUUACAGUUAAUUGUUUAAGACUGGUAUGGUGCAGUUUAAUUGCCGAGAGACUUGAUCUUUGCUGCAGUUUGAGACUUUGAACAGAAUAAUGGCUUGUGCCAAUGUUUGACCGGCAGGGCGUAUGGAGGGGCACUCCAUGUACAUAUUUUCAUAGCAGCUUUUCAAAUUUACUUUUCAAAUUUACCUUCUGCAAUAUUUGCUAUA
This is a messenger RNA of Eucalyptus grandis, 5049 nucleotides long. RefSeq names its product CHD3-type chromatin-remodeling factor PICKLE. The coding region runs from base 199 to 4611 and encodes 1470 amino acids. Gene Ontology annotation, cellular component: nucleus; chromatin. Gene Ontology annotation, biological process: chromatin remodeling; negative regulation of transcription by RNA polymerase II. Lineage: Eukaryota; Viridiplantae; Streptophyta; Magnoliopsida; Myrtales; Myrtaceae. The transcript has 31 exons. Gene Ontology annotation, molecular function: chromatin binding; DNA binding; histone binding. The record is from RefSeq and is a predicted model, not a curated record.